Guillardia theta CCMP2712 is the source of this 1122-nucleotide messenger RNA. RefSeq lists its product as hypothetical. The record is from RefSeq and is a predicted model, not a curated record. Gene Ontology annotation, molecular function: transmembrane receptor protein tyrosine kinase activity; ATP binding. Gene Ontology annotation, biological process: cell surface receptor protein tyrosine kinase signaling pathway; positive regulation of kinase activity; protein phosphorylation. Gene Ontology annotation, cellular component: signaling receptor complex. NCBI's taxonomy places the organism in Eukaryota, Cryptophyceae, Pyrenomonadales, Geminigeraceae. The coding region runs from base 1 to 1122 and encodes 373 amino acids. The transcript is spliced from 4 exons.
AUGGGAAACUCACAGAAUUGCGCCAAAUCUAAAGGAUGGUCCGGGUAUGAUGAGGUGUAUGAUUGCACGGGUGCAGACAUUGCAAGAAACGGCUACAAGAGAAAGAAACGAAGAGUGCAGAUCGGCUCAGGCUCCUUCAAGCUCGUCUACAGGGCUCGGUGGCAGCAGCCGCAUGGCAGCAGCGCUGACGUGGCAAUCCAACGAAUCCGAGGCAGCGGACCCACUGGGAGGAGAGAAGAGUUCGAGCAGGAGGUGAAGAUCUUCCACCAGCUGGGCCUUCACCCCAACCUCCUUCGCCUCCUCGCCACCAGCAUCGAGCCGAGCUCCGGCGACUACUGCCUGGUGACUGAGUUUGCUUCCAAAGGCUCUCUCGAUGGGAUCUUGUCCAACUUUGCCGAGGAGGAGAAGACGAUGAGUCUGCUGGUGCAGCUGCAGGUGGCGAGGCAGAUCUGCGACGGGAUGGUGCAGCUGUCGCUGCAUAAGGUUGUGCAUCGGGACCUGGCGGCGAGGAACGUGCUUGUGUUCAGCCUGGACCCGGAGGAUCACCUGGCUGUCAGCGUCAAGAUCGCAGACUACGGGCUGUCCAUCAUGGCCUCGCGCGGGUACGGGGAGAGUAGGGCCGGGAGCGUGAGCACGGCAGGCUCGACGGCUCGACCCGUGCGGUGGAUGGCGCCGGAGAGCAUGAGACGAAGAGAGUACUCGGAGAUGAGCGACGUGUGGGCGUUCGGGGUGACCAUGUGGGAGGUCUGGACGUACGGAGAAGUGCCUUACUGGGCCAUCACAGAUGACGCUGAGGUGGGACCCAAGGUUGUAGAUGGCGAGCGACUAGCGGCUCCUUCAGCAUGUCCGCCUAAAGUUUAUUUGAUCAUGCAAAAAUGCUGGAAGGAGAAGAAGACCGAGCGACCAAGCUUCAGCCAGCUACAGAAGCUGCUUCAGGAGCAGUACGACGAAGCCGUCGAAGUUCGCGGCCAGCAAUGCGUCGUCUGCAUGGAGCGAAGAGCUGAAUGGGCGCUGAUCCCCUGCGGUCACAAGUGUCUGUGUGAGGACUGCAAGGAGGGAGCGACGUCGAGGCCAUGCCCGAUGUGUCGCUCGAGCGCGACGAACAUCUACAAGAUCUACUAG